UGAAAAUUAUUCUUGCGCCUCUUCCCCCCCCCCCGCGCUCGGUUCCGGGAAUCUCCGUGUCGGAGGGGCCGUGGGGCAAGUGCCAGCAUGCAUACAUAAGUGUUGCGUAAAGUGCUUAUUGGCCUUUAAGAUGAACGUGGCAGGUAUCUCUGGGAUUUUGGGCAGCCUUGGUGUCUAACAAAUGAACGUGGUGCAAGUUUUCAAACAUCCUUUUAAACUCUUUUAUACCAACUAGUAAGAGCAGCCAUGAGUGGCUCCAAACCUGACAUUCUGUGGGCUCCACAUCAUGUUAAUAGAUUUGUUGUGUGUGACUCUGAGCUGAGCCUCUACCACAUCGAAUCUGCUGUAAGUUCUGAACUCAAAGCAGGAUCAAUGCGUUUAUCAGAAGAAACUACAGCCACUCUGUUGUCCAUUAAUUCUGAUACCCCGUAUAUGAAAUGUGUGGCUUGGUACCCGAAGUACGAUCCUGAGUGUCUUCUGGCAGUUGGACAGGCCAAUGGCCGAGUUGUCCUUACUAGUCUUGGCCAAGAUCACAAUUCAAAGUCCAAGGAGUUGAUAGGGAAAGCAUUUGUUCCAAAACAUGCUCGGCAGUGCAACACCUUAGCAUGGAAUCCACUGGAUGGCUAUUGGCUUGCUGCUGGUCUUGAUAAACAUCGGGCUGAUUUCUCAGUACUAAUCUGGGACAUCAGUAGCAAAUACACUCCAGAAAUUCCAGUGGCAACUGAAAAAGUGAGGCUUGCCUCUGGAGACACUGAAACAGGGCUGGUUGUGACAAAGCCGCUUUAUGAAUUGGGGCAGAAUGAUGCUUGUCUUUCUCUUUGUUGGCUUCCACGGGACCAGAAACUUCUUUUAGCUGGAAUGCACCGGAACCUGGCAAUCUUUGACCUUAGGAAUAUAAGCCAAAAAAUGUUUGUGAAUACCAAGGCUGUUCAAGGAGUCAGUGUUGAUCCAUUUUUCCACGAUCGUGUGGCUUCCUUCUAUGAAGGUCAAGUUGCCAUAUGGGAUCUUAGAAAGUUUGAAAAGCCUGUUUUGACCCUAACAGAACAACCAAAACCCUUAACAAAAGUGGCAUGGUGUCCUACAAGGACUGGAUUGCUAGCAACUUUGACCAGAGAUAGUAAUAUCAUCAAACUCUAUGACAUGCAGCACACUCCCACCCCGAUAGAUGAAACUGAACCUACAAUCAUCGAAAGAAGUGUACAGCCUUGUGAACACUAUAUUGCUUCUUUUGCGUGGCAUCCCACAAAUCAAAAUCGAAUGGUAGUGGUGACUCCAAACAGGACCAUGUCAGACUUCACUGUGUUUGAAAGGAUCUCUCUUGCGUGGAGUCCAGUUACCUCUUUAAUGUGGGCAUGCGGGAGGCAUUUAUAUGAGUGCACUGAAGAAGGAAAGGCCAGUUCCCUCGAGAAAGAUAUUGCCACCAAAAUGCGUCUAAGGGCUCUAUCCAGGUAUGGCCUUGAUACGGAACAGAUCUGGAGAAACCAUAUUCUAGCAGGAAAUGAAGACCUGCAGCUGAAGUCACUCUGGUACACUCUGCACUUUAUGAAGCAGUAUACAGAGGAUAUGGAUCAGAAAUUCACAGGAAACAAGGGUUCCUUAGUGUAUGCUGGCAUCAAAUCCAUUGUGAAGGCAUCUAUGGGAACAACAGAGAACCUCAGGCAUAACCGGAGUGGGUCGGACAGGCAGGCAGAUAUUAUUCAGUAUCUAAGUGAGGAGAGAUCAUUGGCUUUGCAGCUUUGUGGCUGGAUCAAGAAGGGCACAGAUGUUGAUGUGGAGCCUUUCCUAAACUCUUUGGAGCAAGAAGGAGAUUGGGAGCGAGCUGCUGCCGUGGCACUGUUCAACUUGGACAUACGGCGAGCAAUACAGAUACUGAACAAAGGAGCUUCUUCGGGGAAAGGUGAUCUAAAUCUCAAUGUUGUGGCCAUGGCAUUAUCAGGCUACACAGACGAAAAGAACUCAUUGUGGAGAGAGAUGUGCAGUACUCUGCGGUUGCAGCUAAACCACCCUUACCUGUGUGCCAUGUUUGCAUUUCUGACAAGUGAAUCGGGUUCCUAUGAUGGGGUUUUGUAUGAAAGCAACGUAGCUGUACGAGACAGAGUGGCAUUUGCUUGUAAAUUCCUCACUGAUGCUCAGUUGAAUAGAUUCCUUGAAAAGCUAACGAGUGAAAUGAAAGAAGCUGGGAACCUAGAAGGAAUACUCCUGACGGGACUAACAAAGGAUGGGGUGGAUUUAAUGGAAAGUUACGUUGACAGAACAGGAGAUGUUCAGACAGCAAGCUAUUGCAUGUUACAGGGUUCUCCCUCUGAAGUGCUUAAAGACGAGCGGGUUCAAUAUUGGAUUGAAAACUACAGGAACCUCUUGGAUGCAUGGAGAUUUUGGCACAAACGAGCAGAAUUUGACAUCCACAGGAGUAAACUGGAUCCCAGCUCAAAACCUUUAGCACAGGUGUUUGUAAGCUGCAAUUUUUGUGGAAAAUCAAUCUCCUACAGCUGCUCAGCCAUUCCACAUCAGGGCCGAGGUUUUAGUCAGUAUGGUGUCAGUGGAUCUCCAACCAAAUCCAAGGUCACAAGUUGUCCUGGUUGCCGCAAGCCCCUCCCUCGCUGUGCACUUUGUCUAAUAAAUAUGGGAACUCCAGUUUCCAGCUGCCCAGGAGGGUCCAAGUCAGAUGAAAAGGUGGAUCUCAGCAAAGACAAAAAACUAGCUCAGUUCAACAACUGGUUUACUUGGUGCCACAACUGCAGGCAUGGUGGUCAUGCUGGACACAUGCUGAGUUGGUUCAGGGAUCAUACCGAAUGCCCUGUCUCGGCAUGUUCAUGUAAAUGUAUGCAGCUGGAUACAACCGGGAAUCUCAUCCCAGCAGAGAUGGUCCAGCCAUAAAACAUCAUAGCUUGAACAAGGACCUUCAGAACAGGGGGCUCUCCCUAACAGACGUCCUUCACAGCCAAAACACGUACCUCAGAAUGAGUCACUCAUGACUUGCCCGUAAUAGAAAAAUAAAUCAUUCUAUCACAUCAGCAAUUUGAUGUGUGGAUGGUUUUGAUGUGCUUUGCAUAGCCAGGUAUUGCUGGACUUGAGUCUUCAUGUGUGUCAUGUGGACGCUGUUCAGCGGGUUGUGAAGCAAUUCAUUUCACAAGCAUUUAUAGAAGCUUCACUGAAAUUCGAAGCAGUCUGCAGGAAGAUUUUCAGCAUUAUGCUGUCCAGACCUUGAACCUUCCAUCUGCAAUGAACCAGCAUCAUAUUACUGUAUUUCAUGAACUUUCGAAAGACAGUGCCCAAGUUAUGCUGCUGAUUUAUUAUAUUCAGGUAAUACUGCCACUUUUUUCUUAGCGGAGACAAACUGCAGUGCUGUUCUGUGACACUGCAGUGAUACUCUUCAGGUGAAUCAAAGUCUCUUUCAGUCUGCAUGAGUAAAUAGUAAGGUUCCAUUUUCAAUAUAAUAUGCUUCUGGGGAGCAUCCACCAUUUUUACGUAAGUAGCAUUAACAAGUUUCAGAUAAGUUGUUAGAGACACGAAUGUCAGCUGCAUAAAACCGUAGCCAACCAAUGCUGGACAAAAUAGCUAGCAUUUGAAAAAGCAGGAAUUGACUACACACCUAAAAUGUGUUGCAGUAUUAAUGGUACCCACCCCACAUCUUACAUUGGGACAAAAUGGUAUGCUUUUGGUUUAGAAAACGGCAGUAAAUAUACAAUUUAGAUGAGUGAGCUAGUUCAAUAAAGGUUAACUUACAUUGUUCAAAUAAUACUGGAUGUCCCCUGCCAUGAUGGCUGUUAGUGCCAAACGUUGGCUUGGAUCCCUUCUAGAAUUUCUGGAGUACAGGGUUAUUUUUUUGACUCCCCUUUAGCAUUACAGCCCAAAAUGCUGCUUUUGUGGCACAGAGGAACCACAAAGGAAUUGCUGGAGGUGGGGAGGGUGAAUAAUAGAGAGCCUGUGGAAGUUCCAAGUGAGAUCUCAGCUGUUACUAGAUUUCCCCCUGAACAAGAUAUUUGAUUUGUUAAAGUAUGUGACAAUUACAGGAGCUUUUGGGGUGGGGGAAUAUGUCUAUUUAUUUUAAAAACUAUGUAGAAAAAAAGUACACAGAGAAAACAUUAAGCAUAUAAUGAUACACUGCUAUAAUCAGUAUAGAUUUACGUUGCAACUCAGUUUAUAGAUUUCUUUGGUUAAUUGGCAGCAAGACCAAAACAUGCCACUCAGAGUUGCAAUACAUCCCUAGAAAGCUAAACUUCCUGUUUGUUUCCAAUGCAAUUUUGUAAUUAGAGUUUUAUAGUUGCCUACUUGACAAUCCUACACAGUAGUUUGAAAUAGACAAGCCUGGGUGCAUAUGGUGGUCUGUACAUCUACCAAUGGAUUUCCUGCUCUUUCCCACUGCAGUCCCUGCACACACUCAGCCUCUCCUGAGGGUUUGGAGAUUUCUUAGAAAUGUGGGCAACCCAGCUGGGGAAGGGGAAAUCAAAGCAGUAGAUCCCUCCCUCUUCUCCCAUACAUGAACAGAUGUGCCUUCCUUUUGCACACUUGGCACUUUGGAGCCAAGCCACCAUAUCUGUACACACAGCACUGAAAAGGGAAAAAACAAAUCCUUCACAGAAGUGAAAACCAUUAUUUAUUUCUAUGUAUGCAGUUGUGCUGGUGGGCUUUAUUAUAUUGCUUUGGUCAAAGGCCACUUCCAAUCAGAAUUGCAUUUUUGUUAUUGAAUCUGUAAUGAGGUAUGCAUCACAGUACCCAAACUGUUACUCUGACCUUUUUGUAAUGUUGACAAAAGAUGAACAUUUGCUUUAACAAUCUAGAAUCUAAAGUAUAAGAACAAUUUGUAGAUUUGAUUUUGUUUGUCGUAUAUGAAGUAUUAAGAGAGCAUGGAUAUUAAUGUCUUCUUCCCAUCAAUAAGAUUUUUUAAAAUGUGUACGUAUGAAUUAUUACUAACUUGGAAGUCUAAAAGCAGUAUUUUUGUAAAAUAACUGUAUUUUAUGACUUUUUGAAAAGGCUAGUAAAUAAAGACAACCUGGUUCUUGUGGGAUUCCUUUGCAUCAUUUCAUUCAACACCUUGUGUCCUUGGAAGAACUGUACUAUUUAUGUAUUUCUAUCCCACUUUUUUCCCUAUUGGGAGUUUGUAAGGAAAGCAAAAAUAAAGUUUUGACAAACAAAACUGUGUGCAGCCCCUGCGCUGAUGCCUGGAUCCACUGGGACAACUCCGUCAGGGCUACAGUCUGCAAGUCACUAGUCAAGACCUUAAGAUCACACCUCUUAGCCAACUAAUUGCAACAUAAGGGAAACAGAAGUUCAGUCCAGAUCUUAUGCAGCUGGGAAUCAUGUUCCCAAGAUUCCUCUUUCCUGUAAAGAAGAGUUGG
This is a messenger RNA of Gekko japonicus, 5339 nucleotides long. It is a transcript of the gene MIOS, whose product is annotated as missing oocyte, meiosis regulator, homolog (Drosophila). Gene Ontology annotation, biological process: cellular response to amino acid starvation; positive regulation of TORC1 signaling. Bases 247 to 2877 code for a protein of 876 amino acids. Gene Ontology annotation, cellular component: cytoplasm. The transcript is spliced from 12 exons. Lineage: Eukaryota; Metazoa; Chordata; Lepidosauria; Squamata; Gekkonidae. Gene Ontology annotation, molecular function: protein binding. The record is from RefSeq and is a predicted model, not a curated record.